UUUAUCGGUUUAGAUGAAAUAAAAUUAUGUCUAAUUCUAUUCAAUAGGGGCUUUAACCCGGUACCCUGCAAUUCACAAGGAUCAAUCAAGUAUGAAAAGGCAGUCAAGCCUUUACCAAAAUUAACAAAAAACGUUUAUGACAGAAGUAAUGAGCGACCAACAACAUCAAAAUAUCGAGAACAUCAACGGAAACUUGAUCGAAAUCAAAAUUUUCUUCAACGAAGAGAAGAUACUUCGAAUCAUUAUUCUACAUGUGUUGCAACUGGAUCCCAAAAUAAUAGCAUUAAUAAAAUAAAUAGAUUUUUUAAUGAGCAACCUUGCAAUACUAAAUUAAAAAAGAUACGGAACGGUUUGAAAUUAAAGAUAAUUGUUCAUAAGCUAUAUCUAGAAGACUAUAAAUGUCCGACAUUUUCGAGCUUUAAUGUCACUCGCUUACCUUUGCCUUGCAAACCGAGCAAUUUGGUUGAACGAAUUUUCGAAGCUGAUCCAUCCUUAACCGAAUCUUGCUUGAUAGUGAUAAAACAAAAGUUCGAAAGCAGCAUAUACAAUGUUUGCUCGUGUCUCAACAGCGUUCUCGAAAAAUUAAAUAUGAAGCUGAUAAAAAUGUUAUGUCUCAAUUGUGAAAUAUAUCCUGGAUAUAUUAGUUUCAAGUUAAAAGCUAGCAAUAUCAAAAAAUGUUUCUUUGUCGCGAGAGUACCGAUUUGUCAGAAUGUCUGCAAAAGUACGAUUCAACAAGAUUACUCUAUUUUGUCCUCUAAAGCAAAUUCAAAUUCAAGUACUGAAAUUAACGAAUCCAAAUGUUUUGAUCAAUAUGAAGACAAUGGUGUGAAUUUUAAUGAUACACUUAAGCGUGUUGAUGAUGAAACUGAAAAGUUUGACACACGCUGUUCACAAUUGGAUCAAAGCUUCAUAAAAGAUGAAAUGGCGAUAGAUAUGUUGCAAAACGAGACAGAAAAUAACAAUGAGAAAAAGAUUACAUCCAUUACUGAAAAUGUUUCGAAAUAUGUUCAAAACCUUGCGAACUCCUCUUGUAAUAAUUCUUGCAAAGAUAUUAUUGAAGACAUAUCUAACAUGACGUUGUGCGUUGAUAAUUCUGAAGAAAGAAAUGGAGAAUAUUAUAAAGUUUUGAGUUCAACAGAAAUCAAUUGUGAGGACGAUGUGGAAAAAUGUAAAAAACGAAUUCUUGAGUCGAGUAAUUCUAUUACAAAGACUGACACGUCCGUACAAUUAGUAAACAAUGGAAAUUGCAUGUGUUUAUCGCGUGAAAACUUUAUCGAAACAAACGAUGAAAUAGAAAACAUUUUUAGUAACAAAGAUUUGGACAGUUUUUCACAGACUACAGACACCAACGAACACAAUUGGAUUUGUUCAUCGAAUAACAAAUCGAAUCUAGAAAAUGAAGUUUGUAAUAUUAACACGUGCACCAGUAUUACGUCAUUCGCACAAAAUUCCGAGUAUGACAAACAAUUAGUAGAAUUAAAUUAUAAUCAUUUCUCAAACAAUAAUAUUGAUGCGAUCGAUGAACGCUUUGAUACGCAAGAAAAUGAUAAGUCAUUAAAUUCGACAAAAGUGGAAAUUGGAUGUAACUCGUGUUCUUGUCAACCUGAUAAUUUUAUAGACAUCACAGUCAUUGAUGAUAUUUCUAAAGAAAAUAUUGUUUAUGCUUUUGAAACAUCUCAGGAUAAUUUUGAUGCAGUGAAAGCUCCAAGUACGAGCUGUUCCGAGACGGUACAGACAUCACCUAGAAACAACAAUUUGUUAACGAUUUCCGUUCAAGAGCCUAGAUCUAGAUCAAUGAUAUUAUCGGAAGGAAUCAAUGUGGAUACAUGUUGUUCACGAACAGUUUGGUUGACAUCUGACGAUGAUAAAAAUAUAUCCAUUGAAACAAGCGAUAAAUGCAAUGAAAUAGCUAAUCUUUCUACUCAUGCUUUAAUUAUUUCUAAGAAAGAAAAUAAAGUUCUUCUUAAUACAAAUAAGAAAAUUUUCUAUGUGAAAGAUGGAGCGCAAAAUUUUAUUACAUCGCCGAAAAGAUUUUCCACAUCGAAGGAAAGAUUCCGAUCCAACGAAGACUCAAGAAGUUCCGGUAUCUCGACAGGAGAGAGAGAAUGUCUACGCGUGGGAAAUCACUCGACGUGUGCGACAUCCAAUGCAUCGCUAUACUAUCGGUCGUUCGUAACGACAAGUGAAUUCACGAUGAACAAUAAACAAGAUGAAUUCCAAAAAUCUAAUAAAUCGAAAAAACUGUCGAAGCUUCGCGGACGCGGAUACGUAAAGUCACGGAACGGUAUUCGUAAAGUAACUUCGACAACGAUCAAACACAGGACAACAUCUCGCAGAUAUCUAAAUGAUUAUCCUACGGAAAUGCGACCACAAACGAUACUCGCGAUGACAAAGUUUCGCAAUUCCGUCGACAAGUCUGUCGACAGAAUAAAGCGUAUGAUUCGCGCAAAGCUAGGAAGGAUAUUGUUUAACAAUAAAAUAAAUAAUAACAAAAAAAUAACCAAAACUUUUUGGAGAAAUGAAGAAUCUUCUGAAGAUACUAGAUGGAAGAAAACAAAUGGCAAACGUAUGAGACAGGGUUACAGCAUAACUUCAUGCUCGACUUGUGACUGUUGUGGACAAGGCUAUACCAUAUCUUCUCGCGAAUCUUCGAAUGUGAUUUUAUCAAUUCGUAGAACAAAGAGAAAAAGAAGAAGUGCAGAAAAUAUAGAGUUUCGCGACCAUAAAUUGACUGAUGGUAGUAAGGCUUUGUUAAGCUUUCGCUCGAUCAAAACUUCUCCAUGGUCUUAUGAUUUGCUAACUUCUACAACCGAAGAUAUGGAAAAGCAGCAAUUAAAUAAAAACAAUCGAUAUGAUAGAAAGAAAAAAAUUAGAAACGUUAUAAACUGCAAUAGAAACUCCCAUCGAUGCGACUUGAAACAUUCUGGAACAAGUAUAACGAUUUCUUCACAAUCGACCAAAGUAUCUUUCACGUGUAAACGGCAAAAAGAGAUAUGUGAUAAUAAGCGCAUUUGUGAGAGAGUGCAUAAUCAAGACCAACUUGAAAAUGAACAAGUACGGCAUGAAUAUGGACAAUAUGGGAACAAAAACAAAUAUCGAGGUGUAUAUGUCGGUAGUAAUGAAUCUUUAAAAACAUCAUUAUCACACUCUUGGAGAGGAAAUGCCAGAAAUGUACAUCAACAAUUUAAUAGUAUAUCGCAAGUAAGAAAUGUAAAGAGAUUUGGAUCUACAAGGAAGAAUCGACAAAUAUUUGAGAAAGAUGUGUCCGAUCGUUCCGAUGAUAGUCUACAAUCCAAUGAUAGUCUACGCAAGAAACAUAUCUUUUCGAUUUUAACCGAUGCCUAUAACGAUUAUAUGGAUGAUCUCGACCUAGACUUCAAGUUGAGAUUGUUGAGAUACGUGGAACUUUGCAAGAGUGUCAAACGUUCGUUGAUGAAAACAUUACGACCAGACGACAUUUAUGAAAUUAGCACGGCAUCGGUACUUGAUAGCGAUUUGUGAGAGAGUUUGAUUGAUUGUAAUGUUGAUAAUCUCUCAUCGAUGAAAUAAUAUCGUUAAUAUGUCGCGUAAUGAUAUAUUCAAUGUUGAUAGCAUAUACUUUAGCCAACGUUAAAGUUAUUAAAAUUCCGUUUGUUUCACGUCCCUUUCUAUGAAUUUCUUUUUAUAAAAAUCGAAAAUAAUAAUAAUAGUUGU
This is a messenger RNA of Temnothorax curvispinosus, 3693 nucleotides long. RefSeq lists its product as uncharacterized. NCBI's taxonomy places the organism in Eukaryota, Metazoa, Arthropoda, Insecta, Hymenoptera, Formicidae. The transcript has 2 exons. The record is from RefSeq and is a predicted model, not a curated record. The annotation marks the transcript as partial.